AUUGUUGCAGCCAAACAUGCGUGAUAUUGCUUUUGGCCUUUUUCAAAUUUUGCGAUACAGUUUUUGGUAUUUUUCUGUGCUUUUUGUUGGAACAUGACACUAAUUGUCAAAAUUGCAAUCGCACAAAAUAGUUCUGCACAGUCAUUCGUAGUGAUGUUUGUUGGUAAAUGAGACCUUUUAGUUGUACUCAUGUUCGACACAUGUGAAUCGAAGAGGGCUUUGGCUGAAUGUGCGUUGCGAUAGCGUCACAUGGCGUGUCUUGGCCCAAAUCUGUGGAAAAUCUGCAGUCAUUCUGAAAAAUUGCAAGCUCGUUUGAAUAUCGCAGUGUUUGCAUGAUUUCGUGUUCAUUUCUGCGAUCGCAAAGUCGAAAGAUCCUGGAAGGACUGAUUAGGGUAUCUUUAGAAGGGCAGAAAUUUUAGGAUCUGACUUGUGGCACUGACCGAAUACAGUAACACAUUUAAAGUCACUGAGCUCUUCAGUACAACCCAUUCUACUGCCAGUGUCUGUCUAUGCAGACUAUGUGAUGUUCUCCACUUGUAGCAAUGGAUGUGGCCGAAACACCUAAACUCUAUAAUUAGGAGGGGUGUCCACAUACUUUUGGCUGUAUAGGUUUUGAUAUAAGCAUUCGUUUUCUUAUCUGAAGAGUGGUCUAUAAGGUAAUAUGUUACUUUCUUUACUGGCUUACAAACAUCUGUCUUGUACAGAUGUCAAUCUGGCCAGAUUCGAACCCAAACCAGGCUUCUAGUCAUUGUCGGUGACGUCAUCACAGGGAAAACAACACACGAAGUAUCUACACAGAGCUUGACCUGCAAGUGCCCGACCUGCUGGAGACACUCUGGAGCUCCAUACCCAGCAUAACAUCACUAGUCACUAGUCAUAACCCAUUACACGAUUUGUCAGACUGGCUCCUGGUCCUGCCCUCGGUGCGUGACGUCACGAGGCAGCUCAGGCGGACGUGUAGGUAUGAAAAUAGAGGAACAGCCACCGGCGCCAUGUGUCUCUGAAACGCGGGACUCGGCGGAAGGUUCAGAAAGCUGAAGUGAAGCCCGGAUUGUUUGUUUUCUGUAGGAAAUGAGCGAGAAAUCAAUGGCGCGGUGUGUGUGACGUGUCCGGGUGGGUUUGAGUGUGUAACUUGGACACUAGAGUCAGAGCGAAUAGGAAACAGAUCGAUCCAGAAGUACAACAACAGCUGGUUUGAGUCAUGGACGGACUCACGGGGGAAGGUGUCAGGACAGAUCCAGACCAAGAACGGCAGUAUUGUGAGCUUUGUGGUGAGAUGGAGAACCUCAUGAAGUGUGGUCGCUGUCGCAGCUCUUUCUACUGCAGCAAGGAUCACCAGAAACAAGACUGGAAGAAGCACAAACAGGUCUGCAAGCAGGCCGAAAACAACCCGCUCCUACCGCACACACACACGCACACACACACACACACGCACACACACACACACACACCGUCGGCACAACCGAACUGCCGAGAUAACGUGAAGAAUGAACCGAAACCACUGCAGGAACAGCAGAAGAGCACAACACCAAGCUGCACGGCCUCGGAAAAGUCCAAACCACAUGUAAGCACCACACAACCUUCACCAUCGAUCAAACCUGUGUGUGGAGCUGAACCUGAACACACUGGGGAUGAUAUCUCCAACGGGCAAACCAUGUCUCCUCAUCAAAAACUGGCCACGGAAUAUAUAGGGCCAUGUAUGAAUAAACAUGGCAUUUGUGUUGUGAACAACUUCCUCGGUGAAGAACUUGGUCUCGGCGUGUUAGAAGAGGUCUGUGCUCUCUACACCUCUGGGGAGUUUACAGAUGGACAGUUAGUCAGUCAAAGAAGUGACUCAAUUAAGGACAUAAGAGGUGAUAAGAUCACAUGGAUCGAGGGAAAGGAGCCUGGAUGUGAGAAGAUAGCUGUCCUAAUGAGUCGCAUGGACGAUAUUGUCCGUCACUGUAACGGAAAACUGGGAAACUACAGGAUAAAUGGAAGGACAAAAGCAAUGGUAGCUUGUUACCCUGGCAAGGGCACUGGAUAUGUGCGGCAUGUGGACAACCCUAAUGGUGACGGGAGAUGUGUUACAUGCAUUUAUUAUUUAAAUAAAGACUGGAAUGCUAAGGAACAUGGUGGUAUAUUACGGAUCUUUCCAGAUGGCAAAACCCAGUUUGCUGACAUUGAGCCCCUAUUUGACAGACUGCUGUUUUUUUGGUCAGACAGACGGAACCCACAUGAGGUCCAGCCUGCGUACGCCACUCGGUAUGCUAUUACUGUGUGGUAUUUUGACGCAGACGAGCGAGCUCGGGCUAAAGAGAAAUACCUAACUGGUGCUGUAGAAAAAGGGGGAAAAGUGGAGCUGAACCGGUCGGCUGAGCCAAGCUUAAUGAAAAAGAGUUGAACAAACCUGCUCAAUGGAUGAGGAAAAGAUGAUAUGGAAUAGGUGUUAACCCUCAGAAUGUUUUUUUACCUGCUGCAUGAAGACAUGAAUACCAUGCCAAGGAAGGAGAGAAAUGACUGUGCUCCGUCUUAAUUGUGCUAAUGCUGUGCUAAAUGAGCAGGCAUGCAAUAAUCCACCACUGCAUGUGUAGCAACAUAUAAAAAAGUGCUUAAAUUAAGCAAGUGUGUUUGUGCUGCAAUCAGGAAACGAGAAUUCAUUUGUAAAUAUAAUAAAUUCUCAGACAGCCAAAAAUAAACAUGAUACAAUGUGCUGAACAUCCGAAGUAUACAUGAGUAUACAACAGUUACAGUUGCAUUGUUUAUUUAGCUGUGAUUUUGUGACUGCUGCAAACCUAUGCUUGUCCGAUCCAGGUUAUGUGAAAGAUCUUGGAAUUCUUUUCACACCCAUUGUCUGGUGAUAGCAUAUGUUGUAAUGUCGUUGCCAAUGAUGAACAAUAUGAAUGUCAAAAUGAAUGUCUGUUAUCCCAGACAUUGUGUUAUCAUCUCAGUUUACAGCUCUGAAUUCAGUUUUUUUUAUUUUAUUUAAAAAAACAAGGCCAUUUUAAGUUGAAUGAUAAUUGUGGCAUCACCUUGUAGUCAUUAGCAACAUGUGAAAUACAGAUGUACCAAAAUUCUUUAAUUUGUACAGGACCUCGUCAAACAUAUUAUUGAAAUGUGAACAUAUCAUGGUUUAUAGAAAAACAAGCUAAAACAUUCAGCCCAAUGAUUUAAUAAUAAUGCAGAGGGGAAAUGGAUCUCCCUGAAGCACAGAUCAGGCACGUCCUUGCACAACAGCGGGUCCUCAUAUACUGCAUUUAGCAUAAUGUAGCAUAUAUAGCAAUAUAGCGAUAUGCAGAGAUUUCCCAUAAUUAAAACUGUAUUGCUUAAACAAGGCCCCUAUUAAAAAAAACAAGAAUAAAAGAAAGCAUGGGUUAGUACAGCAGCCAGAUUGAGAUCAAUUCCACAUCUUUUUACUUGUAAAAUUCUUAGCAUCUGCAGAAGAUCUACACAAUGCACACUGGUCAUUCAUAGCUUAAAUAAAAGAAGCCACUUGGGUGUUCAAAUACAUUGAGAUAAAUUUUUGUCUAAUUCAUAUUAAUUCUAAGAACAGGAAAACCAGACAAAAUGUACAAAACUUUUGAGAAUAUUUGUGUGUGUGUGUUUAUUAGUAUUAUUAAUAUAGUAUAAAUUGUCCUGAAAGGUUUUCUGUAAAUGGACAACUUAGUAUACAUGUUUAAAACAUGAACAAAUUGGGGCUGGUAUUUAACAGCAUUUAGGGGAUAUGCAGCAAUUUCUACAGGGUUUUGUUUUUAAUCAAAACCUACCAAACGCAUCCAAAUUUUAUACAUUGUUAUAAUAAUCACCCAUUUUUUUCUUGAUUAAUUCUAAUGCUGUAAAUUGGUAAUACAAAUCUGUCGACUACAUGGAGGCAGUGUAAAAGAAAUAAUGUAGCAGUUUUUAAAAUGACUUUAAAAUGUCAAACAGAAGCUUUGCUGUCGUUUGUUAAAAAAAAAUUGUGUUAUUUAAAUUAUAAAUUUUUUAGGCCCUUUAUAAAUUACGCAACACAAUGCAGUUUAUAAACUACCACCACCACUGUUUUAGAUUUAUACAAUGAAAAAGUGCACAACCUGGGAUGAUCCUUCAUUGUUUUCAUGAGCAUGUAAAAAGAAGGGAGGGCUCUUCAAACAAGCACCAAAGGGAAUGUGCAGUUAUACAGCAACCUCAUAGGGUGUGAAAACCACCAAUCAGAAUGAGCUAUAUGUUUGUUAAAGUGUACAAAAAAAAAAAAAGAGUGGAAUUAUUUGUCUGAAAAGCUUGUUGUGUCAAAGACUAAUGAGAUUUAGACCUAUCAAUCACAAUACUGUGCUGCUGCAGUAUAGAAAUAACCAGCAGAUUAUAGGGAAAAGAGUGACCACUGACCAAACACCUCUGUAGAGUUAGAGGACGUUGUUGUAUUGAGUUUGUUAUAAAUGAAAUGUAUCAGAAAUUAUUGCAUAAUUUGUGUUAAUGAGCACAAUAAUCACUGUAUUCGGAGAACAAUACUUAAAAAAGGCUCAGUAUUACCGUACGCGUCGUGUUGCACACGAGAGGGAGAGAGUCAGGUCAGUAUUGGGAUUUCUGACAAGCCACAGUACAAGGCAGGCUGCAGAUAAUUAUGUAGUUAUAAAGAAUGAUGAAAAGGAGAUAUUAACGAUAACAUUGAAAUGUCCUGAGUAUUUUCUCUUAAUGUUUGUCCUAAUUCUGAACUACAUGCUGCCAAUUAAAACCACUAGGGUACAAUAUGAAAGUAGUAGUCCCUGCUUUGCAUUUGAUGUUGUUGUGCCCCUGUUGGUACGGCAUGCAUUCGUCAUGGCAUUGUUUCAGCAAUCUUGUGCAACGUCGCAACAUUUAUUUCCAUCCAGAGUUGCAUUCAUUUUUGGCCGAGAUCUUGUGUUGAGGACGGGAGCAUCAAACCUUUCCGUAAAGUAUUGUCCAGCACAUCCCAGAGACUUUCAGUGGGGUUAAAGUCAGGACUCUGUGGUGGCCAAAUCAUGUGUGAAAAUGAGUCCGCCUGCUCCCUGAACCACUCAAUUUAAGUACAGUUGAGCUUGAUGAAUCUUGGCACAAUCAUCCUGGAAUAUGCCUGUGCCAUCAGGAAAAAAAUCCAUUGAUGGGAUAACCUGGUACAUUCAGGUACUCAGCUGUCUUCAUUUUAUUGCUGCAUAGUGUUGCUUAGCCCAGACCUGACCAACCCCCGAUCAUAACACUGCCUCCAGAGGCUUGUACAGUAGGCAUGGUGGUGCAUCGCUUCAUGUGCUUCCCUUCUUACCCUGACGCACCCAUCACUUUGGAACAGGGUAAAUCUGGACUAAUCAGACCACAUGACCUUUUUCCAUCGCUCACAGUUCAAUCUUUAUGCUCCCUAGCAAAUGGAAGUCUUUUUUUCCCCGAUUAGCCUCACUAACAAGUGGCUUUCUUGUGGCCACACAGGUUUUUAGUCCCAAUUGCCUUACUUUCACUGUUAAUCAUAGCCAUGAGUUCUGCUGUUUAAUUUUUUUUUUUUACGAUGUGACUUCACCAAGCGUUUUAAAGAUCUCCAAUCAACAUCAUUCAAGAUUUUUUCCUGACCACAUUUCUUCUGCAAAGUUGACACUUCACAACUCUCCUUCCAGGCUUUAAUAAUGCGUUGGACAAUUCUUUACCUAAUUCCAGGGAGUUCAACAACCUCCUUAGUUGUUUUCUUUGCUUGAUGCAGGCCAAUAAUUUGUCCUUUUCUUUCUGAUAAUCACCAUCCAGUUUCAUAUUAACACCCAGCUCAUUUAUGCAGUUAUCCAAUCAUUCAAUCAUGUAGCAGCAGCCCAAUGCAUAAAGUCAUGCAGAUACAGGCCAAGAGCUUCAGCUAAUUUACUUGGUUGUGGAUUGUUGGUUCCAGAUGGGCUGGUUUAAGUAUUUCAGAAACUGCUGAACUCCUGGGAUUUUCUCAAACAACAGUUUCUAGCGUUUACAUAGAAUGGUGCAAAAAACAUUGGAUGAGCGACAGUUCUGUGGGUGGAAACGGCUUGAUAAGAGAGAUCAGAGGAAAAUAACCAGAUUGGUUCGAGCUGCCAGGAAGGAUAUAGUAGCUAAAAUAAUCACUCUUUACAACUGUGGUGAGCAUAAAAGCAUCUCGGCAUGCACAAUAUAUCGACCUUGCGCUGGAUGGGCUACAACAGCAGAAGACCACAUCAAGUCUGAGGAAUCUGAGGCUCUCAUGGACACAGACUUGCUCAAACUGGACAGCUGAAGAUUAGAAAACUAAUCUGGUCUUUUUCCAGUCUUCAACUGUCCAGUUUUGAUGAGUCUGUGCCCAUGAGAGCCUCAGAUCCUUGUUCUUGUCUGAUAGGAGUGGAACCCAAUGUGGUCUUCUGCUGUUGUAGCUCAUCCACCUCAAGGUUUGAUGUGUUGUGCAUUGUAGGAUGCUUUUCUUGGGGGAUUUUCUCCUAGGGAACAAUUGAUAAAUUUAAAAUAUAUAUUUAGAAUUGAUAUAUUUCUGUAAUGCUGCUUUGUGACAAUGUCAAUUGCUAAAAGCGCUAUAGAAUAGAAUUGAAUUGAAUUUUCUGCUCACCAUGGAUGUAAAGCUUGCUUAUUUGAAUUACUAUAGACUUCCUGUCAGCUCAGACCAGUCUGGUCCUUCCCCUCUGAUGCCUCACAUCAAUGACAUGUUUCAGUCUGCAGACCCUCCCCUCACAGGAUGUUUUUUUUUUUUGCACCAUUUUGUAUAAACUCUAGAAACUGCUGUGUGUGUGUGAGUGUGUGUGAGUGUGUGUGAGUGUGUGUGAGUGUGUGUGAGUGUGUGUGAGUGUGUGUGAGUGUGUGUGUGUGUGUGUGUGUGUGUGUGUGUGAGGUGUGUGUGUGUGUGUGUGAGGUGUGUGUGUGAGUGUGUGUGUGUGAGUGUGUGUGUGUGUGAGUGUGUGUGUGUGUGAGUGAGUGAGUGUGAGUGUGUGUGAGUGUGUGAGUGUGAGUGUGUGUGUGAGAGUGUGUGUGAGUGUGUGUGAGUGUGUGUGUGAGUGUGUGUGUGAGUGAGAGUGUGAGUGAGAGUGUGAGUGUGUGUGUGUGUGUGUGUGUGUGUGUGUGUGUGAGUGUGUGUGAGUGUGUGUGUGAGUGUGUGUGAGUGUGUGUGUGUGAGCGCGUGUGAGCGCGCGUGUGAGAGCGUGUGAGCGCGCGUGUGAGAGCGUGUGAGCGCGCGUGUGAGCGCGCGUGUGAGCGCGCGUGUGAGCGCGUGAGCGCGUGAGCGUGUGUUUGAAAACCCUAGGAGAGCAGCAGUUAUAGAAAUACUGAAACCAGCCCAUCUGGAGCCAUGCCAUCCCCAUUCUGAUGUUUGACGUGAACAUUAACUGAAGCUCUUGACCUGCAUCUGCAUGAUUUUAUUUAUUUUAUUUAUUUCUUUUUUUUGCUUUGUGAUGCUGCCACAUGAUUGGCUAGUUAGAUAACUGCAUGAAUGUGCAGGUGUUCCUAAUAAAGUUCACGGUGAGUGUACAUUUAUAAAGAAUGGCCAUUGUCAUGGUCCCCCACUACCGACACAGUACCCUACUACACCCACAGUUAAAUAUGUUUUUAUUUUAUUAAAUGAAAGGGAGUCGAAUGAAAACCCUUUUUUUUUUUUUUUUUUUUUUUGCAUUAUUGUCACAAAAUGUGUAUAAUUUUUCUAUGUCCUUGCUGUGGCCUGUGAAUGAUUGUUGAUGACUCAUGUAAAGUACAGCUGUGUACACUCUGUUUCUCUAAUUUAUGUUGCACUUUUUAAGGUUUUCCUUUGACUCACCCAUAUAUAAAAAAUGUAUAUAUGAAGUACAUUAAUUUUUUACCAUAUAGUGUUUUGAUUUGAUUAGAGAACUGCAUUUUCAACAAAAUUAUAUUUUUAAUAUAAUACUUUCCUUCAGAUUUUUGCUAAAACAUUCAUGUGAUGUAUUUAUGUCAUUUAGUUAGUAGAAAAAAUAAUCUGUCCAGUUUUUAAUGUUUUAUUUCUUUACUUAUUUUUUCUUGGCCUGUACUAGCAGUAAAUUGUAAGGCAGUAUGCAGUUUUUACCGUGUCCACUGGUAAUUAUUUACACUGCUGAAAAAUAAUUAAUAAAAUGAUUUCCACGUCACAUAUACAGUUGUAGAGCCUUAUGGUUAUCCUUGUUAUAGUUAUAGUAGUUGAUUAUACAUACACAAUGCUGUGCAAACGGUGUUUUUUUUGUUGUUGUUGUUUGUUUGUUUGUUUGUUUUUUUGUUUUUUAAACCUAAAGUCAAUGUUGAGGUUGUAGGUCUGAGCUGGUCACCUUAAUGCUGUAAGUACUUUCCCUCCAGGCAGGUCUUCAUCAUGUGUGAAGUGUAUUUGGAUGGUUAUCAGAUGAAAUUUGAUUUGUGAUUUAAUUUUAAUUAUGAAGGUCAUUAUGAAGCAUGUAUUCAUAUGACUGAAUAUUGAAAUAUAUGCAAUAAAUUGUGAUUUUUCUUAAUUCAUUCAAAUUCAUCUGAGUUUUCUAUUGACUCAACGGAAGUCAGAGAUUUUAAGUACCGCCUUUUCAUUUGCCAACACUCACACAAUAAUAUUAACUUAUUUUUGGUGAUAAAGCAAAUAAUAAAAAAUAAGUUAGCAUGUUUUAUUUUCAAGAAAAAUGAUUGAACUGAUGGAACAACAUCCAUCCAUCCAUGCAUCCAUUUUCUGUACCAUUAGAGGGUUGCGGGGAGCCUGCAGCCUAUCUCAGGGGACUCAGGGCACGAGGUGGGGGACAACCUGGACGGGGUGCCAACCCAUCGCAGGGGACAAUAUAAAAUUAUAAAUACUGACCACUAAAUAUUUCACUGUGAAAUAUACAAAAUUACAUAUGACAAAAAAUAACUUUUUGAGGAUUUGAGUUCCAUUUUAGUCCUAGAAUGUUACACAGGCAUUGAGGUUACUGUGGUCUCAUUUUCUUUUUGCUUUUGUAUCUGUAGCAUACACUCUACCCACUUAUUCAUUUUGGCUUUUAUAUAUUCUGUAAUUUGUAACACCAGCCUCUCUCUUCAAUAGACUGAAAUAAAGUGUGGCAAAUUUGGGACUAGUGAUUGCUAAAAAGGGACCUCACGUUGCCAAACAGGGGUCACGCUGUGACAGGCAGUAUGUGCUGAGCUGAAAAUGAUGCACGAAUAUUGACUAGGGUUAUCACGAUACCAGAAUUUUGAGAGGAAAGCAGGUGGAUUAAUCUGUCAUUACUUUAUACUGUGUGUAUGGUUUGUGUCGCUGCACACUCUUCAUUAGCAGUAAUGUGGAAUGUGAUGUGCCAAGGGAAAAUGACAUCUUGAAAUAUAGAAUUGAAAGUAUUGACACUUCUGGAAUCAAACCAUCUUCUUUAUGGUUAAGAAUUGAAAAAAGUACCAAAGUUUUCAUACAUUGUACAGCCCUAGUACUGAUAUUCUACAAAAACUAUGAAGAUCUCGUAGAGGUGAGCAGAUUCAAAACAUUUAUUUGUAGAUUUUGAGAAAAUCUACUAAAAAGGGAAAGUUAAUAAUUUACACACAAUGGUGCAAAAGACAAAAAAAAAAAAAAAAAAAAACAGUGAGUGAGUUCUGUGGGUGGAAAGGCCGCGUUGAUAGGAGAGGAAAAGGGCCAGGUUGGUUUGCGCUGCCAGGAAGGGUAUAGUAAUUCAUACAAGCGCUCGUUACAACCGUGGUGAGCAGAAAACCUUACAGUGGAUGGGCUACACCAGCAGCACAACACAUCAGGUUCCACGCCUGUCAGCUAAGAACAGGAGAACACUGAGGUUGUCAUGGGAACAACCUCACCCAAACUGGACAGUUGAAGAUUAGAACAACAAAAAUAAAAUAAAAUCACUUGGUCUUUUUCCAGACUUUGGCUCAGAAAAGACUGUCCUUUUUCUCUGAUUGUGCCUCUCAUCAUCUUAGAUACAAACUUCUAAGUCAUCGCUGAUGCUACUUUCCAACUUUCCUGUUGGGAAUCGACCUCAUGAAGGCCAAAGGUUUUCCUGCUGUGCCACUCAGGAGCCCAGUUUCAUUGUGAUGAAAUCAUGUGACAGUGACAAUUUGCAACAAUGUUUAUGAUGUUCUCAUUGCAUUUUCUUUCUUUACUGUUCUUGUUGUAUUUAUUUAUUUACUUGCACAGUCUGUGUCCAGCACUUAGCAUUUCACUAUGCACCGUACCCUGUAUAACUGUAUGUGACAAAGUAAACCUGUGAAACCUUGCAUCCUA
Molecule: messenger RNA, 10105 nt
Organism: Ictalurus furcatus (blue catfish)
Lineage: Eukaryota; Metazoa; Chordata; Actinopteri; Siluriformes; Ictaluridae
Product: prolyl hydroxylase EGLN3-like
Exons: 5
Coding region: 1202-2383 (393 amino acids)
Biological process (GO): cellular response to hypoxia; peptidyl-proline hydroxylation to 4-hydroxy-L-proline
Cellular component (GO): nucleus; cytoplasm
Molecular function (GO): ferrous iron binding; L-ascorbic acid binding; peptidyl-proline 4-dioxygenase activity
Source: RefSeq, a predicted model, not a curated record